AUGUCCUCUGCUAUCACGGUUGACCCUAGAGAGGCAUUCGGUCUCAUUACCAAGAACUUGCAAGAAGUCUUGAACCCACAAAUCAUCAAAGAUGUGCUCGAAGUACAAAAGAGACAUUUGAAAUUGUACUGGGGUACAGCGCCCACUGGAAGACCUCAUUGUGGUUAUUUCGUUCCUAUGACCAAGCUUGCUGAUUUCUUGAAAGCAGGUUGUGAAGUGACUGUUCUUUUAGCUGACUUGCACGCCUUCUUGGACAACAUGAAGGCGCCAUUGGAAGUGGUGAACUACAGGGCCAAAUACUACGAAUUGACCAUCAAAGCUAUUUUGAGAAGUAUCAAUGUUCCAAUUGAUAAGCUAAGAUUCGUUGUUGGCUCUUCUUACCAGCUGACACCAGACUAUACCAUGGAUAUCUUUAGAUUAUCCAACAUUGUUUCGCAAAACGAUGCUAAAAGGGCAGGCGCUGAUGUCGUCAAGCAAGUGGCCAAUCCAUUAUUAAGCGGGCUCAUCUAUCCUUUGAUGCAAGCGUUGGACGAACAAUUUCUAGAUGUUGACUGCCAGUUCGGUGGUGUUGACCAAAGAAAAAUCUUUGUAUUGGCGGAAGAAAAUUUGCCAAGUUUGGGUUACAAAAAGAGAGCACACUUAAUGAAUCCCAUGGUCCCAGGUUUGGCUCAAGGCGGUAAAAUGUCUGCCUCUGAUCCAAAUUCAAAAAUCGAUCUUUUGGAAGAGCCAAAACAAGUCAAGAAGAAGAUCAACAGUGCAUUCUGUAGCCCCGGUAAUGUCGAAGACAAUGGUUUGUUGUCAUUUGUGCAAUAUGUCAUUGCACCAAUCCAAGAAUUAAAGUUCGGUACAAAUCACUUUGAAUUUUUCAUUGAUAGACCAGAAAAGUUCGGUGGUCCAAUUACCUACAAAUCCUUCGAAGACAUGAAAUUGGCCUUUAAAGAAGAAAAAUUGUCCCCACCUGAUCUAAAAAUUGGUGUUGCUGACGCUAUCAACGAAUUAUUGGAGCCAAUCAGACAAGAAUUUGCCAAUAAUAAAGAAUUCCAAGAGGCAUCCGAGAAAGGUUAUCCAGUCGCCGCUCCACAAAAGUCGAAGAAGGUCAAGAAACCAAAGAAUAAGGGUACCAAGUAUCCAGGCGCUACAAAGGCUGACGAGGUUGCUGUGAAACUAGAAGAAACCAAGUUGUAA
This is a messenger RNA of Saccharomyces paradoxus, 1185 nucleotides long. RefSeq names its product tyrosine--tRNA ligase TYS1 (gene TYS1). The coding region runs from base 1 to 1185 and encodes 394 amino acids. Gene Ontology annotation, molecular function: ATP binding; tyrosine-tRNA ligase activity. The record is from RefSeq and is a predicted model, not a curated record. The transcript has a single exon. Gene Ontology annotation, biological process: tyrosyl-tRNA aminoacylation. NCBI's taxonomy places the organism in Eukaryota, Fungi, Ascomycota, Saccharomycetes, Saccharomycetales, Saccharomycetaceae.